GGAAGAAAUGAGGUGUGGGCUCAGGUGCGCUUAAUGGCUAUACUGAGACAGGACCAGCUCAAGACUCUUAAGAUUAAGGAAGAGAGAAGACAGAGUUCCACAUAUUUUCAACGGAGCUACAGACCACUGGGAUUCCUGGCUCAGGUCCUUUCCUCGCUCUCAUCGCCUGUUGAUUAUUUCACUCAUGUCCAAAAUGUCCCUUUUGGAGAAGAACUCAGGAGUGAAAAUGGACUCAGAAGAUGGGGAAAAGGCUGAGCCCCAGGGCUGCCCAGGAGACCCGGCUGGAAGCCCCCAAGAGCCAGGCCCGAGCUUCCCCUCUGUGGACUCUGUUCACUCAAAGUCGUUGGUGAAAUUCAAAGAGCCAGAGAAAUUCAGCAUUCGUGAUGGAGAUCAAAAAGUGUUGGUUCUGGACUGUGAGACCCUCAAAGCAAUCCCACAUAAGACAUACAUACUUCCAGAGACCUUCUUUGUUUUAGCCUCAUACCAUCACUCAGCCCCUCCUGAGAAAGGGAGCCCGAUUCUCUUGGCGGUCUCUAAAGGAGAGCGCUGCCUUUGCUGUGUCAAGACCCGAGGGAAAAUGUAUCCAACCGUCCAGCUGAAGGAGAAGAAGCUCAUAGACCUAGCCGCCGAGAAGGAGCAAGCACAGCGGCCCUUCGUCUUCUACAAGGCUGAUGUGGGCUCCCGUAGCACACUGGAGUCAGCUGCCCACCCUGGGUGGUUCCUGUGCACCUCCUGCUUUUCUGAACCCGUGAUAUUGACAAAGAAAUUAGGAAUGAAGAAACAUGUGGAGUUUCUUUUUAUAAAGCUAUAA
Messenger RNA from Lepus europaeus (European hare), 811 nucleotides. It is a transcript of the gene IL37, whose product is annotated as interleukin 37. Bases 194 to 811 code for a protein of 205 amino acids. Gene Ontology annotation, molecular function: cytokine activity. The transcript has 7 exons. Lineage: Eukaryota; Metazoa; Chordata; Mammalia; Lagomorpha; Leporidae. The record is from RefSeq and is a predicted model, not a curated record. Gene Ontology annotation, biological process: cytokine-mediated signaling pathway; inflammatory response to antigenic stimulus; positive regulation of gene expression. Gene Ontology annotation, cellular component: nucleoplasm.